CCUCCUUAAACCUAAUUCCCCCACCACCCAAUUCUUCCUUCAUCUCGUAGCCUCACCCACCGCCGCUGCUGACGCCGCCGGCGCCGGUCCCUUCUUUCUCCAUUGCACUGCUUUCAGAUCUCUACAGGACCAAACCCUAGCUGCAGCCGCUUUCUUCGGUUCCGAUGACCACAGAGGCAGCCCCCGACUCUUCCCCUCCUAUGGGCUCCCCGAUGCACGAUGAUCCACCGUCCUCACCGGCGAAGGAGACCAGAUCUCAACCCUCCUCCGCGAACCCCCGACGUCUCCCUCCGCCCUGCUGGUCCCAGGAGGAAACGGUGGCGCUGAUCGAUGCCUACCGAGACAAGUGGUACUUCCUCCGCCGUGGCAACCUCAAGGCCCCCCACUGGCAGGAUGUCGCCGACGUCGUGUCCCGUCGCUGCCCCGCUGCGUCCCUGCCCAAGACUGCCGUGCAGUGCAGGCACAAGAUGGAGAAGCUGAGGAAGCGCUACAGGGCUGAGCUUCAACGCGCCCGGUCCCUUCCCGUGGCGAGAUUCGUUUCCUCCUGGGCACACUUCAAGCACAUGGACGCCAUGGAGAAGGGCCCCGGGGCUCCUAAAGACCCUGAAAGUGAAGAGGAGAACGAAGACAUGGACGAUGAAGAUGAUGACGAGCUCUUCGAAGGUAUAGCCCCAAAUUCGAGAAGCGUCUAUGGUCUUUACGGGAAUGGAGUUGGACAUGAAACCCCUGCUGCGGGCAAAUCCGGAGGUGGGUUUCGGAUCAAAAUCCCGAGUGCCGUUAGUAUAGCCCAGCCUGGGAUUGACCACAGGAAGUUCGAUCGGAGUUUUGAUAGGAGUUUCGGUUCUGGCCCCAGCUCCGGCGUUAAUGCUAGUGGAAGUAAUAGGUUUGCCAGGUUUGGUGGGGGUGCUGGUGGAGGAUAUGGGGCUAGGGUCCUGAGGGAGUCGGAAUCGGGAAAAGUCGGAUUGGGGAAGAGGGAGAGGGAUCCCAUGGAGGAGAUGGUGGGGGCGAUAAGGGGCCUGGGGGAUGGGUUUGUGAGAAUGGAGAGGAUGAAGAUGGAGAUGGCUCGAGAGAUGGAGAACAUGAGGAUGGAGAUGGAGAUGAAGCGUACGGAGAUGGUCCUUGAGUCGCAGCAGAGAAUCGUGGAUGCAUUCACAAGGGCUGUCACGGAGAAGCCGGCAAGGAAGAAGAAGAUGGCCAAGAGGAUGCCCUCACCUGAGAACUCAUAGUCGGCUUUCGGUGAAUUACUUUGGGUUUAUGAGUCUGUCGAGAACAGGGGAUGGGAACUGAUCAAAGUGAUAGAGACAAGUUAGUUGUUUCGGCUAGAAUUCGGAUUUAGGAGGUGAGAAAAAGUUAGAUUAUUAUGUUUAGCCUUUAUCUUGGUUGAUUUCAUAGGGAUGGAAAGAUAUCGAGUCGGAACUUGACUCUCAAUUGAUAGUUCUCAAGCUUUGUAAAUUUCUUAUGGCUGUUCUUUGCAGUGAUAGUUUUCGGAUUCACCCGG
Molecule: messenger RNA, 1498 nt
Organism: Punica granatum (pomegranate)
Lineage: Eukaryota; Viridiplantae; Streptophyta; Magnoliopsida; Myrtales; Lythraceae
Source: RefSeq, a predicted model, not a curated record